AUGACCAACUCCACGGCAAAUCUCGAUAUUGUCAUGCCUGAACCGCGGAACGUGCAAGAACUGGUGAAUCUGGUUCAAACAACGAUUACUCAAAUUCAAGAUAAGUUUGAACAAAUGAGCACUUCAAUUAUGGGCAAAAUCAACGAUGUCGGUCAAAAAAUCGAUGGUCUCGAACGUAAUGUCUCGGAUGUUAUUUCGAAGAGAAAUGCUGAAUUAGCAUAG
Messenger RNA from Adineta ricciae, 222 nucleotides. Lineage: Eukaryota; Metazoa; Rotifera; Eurotatoria; Adinetida; Adinetidae. The record is from the annotation of a GenBank genome assembly.